This is a messenger RNA of Nymphaea colorata (pocket water lily), 1489 nucleotides long. RefSeq lists its product as uncharacterized. The record is from RefSeq and is a predicted model, not a curated record. The transcript has 2 exons. Lineage: Eukaryota; Viridiplantae; Streptophyta; Magnoliopsida; Nymphaeales; Nymphaeaceae. The coding region runs from base 133 to 861 and encodes 242 amino acids.
CGAAGAAAGGUAUGAUCCAAAGAAGAAGUUAGCGCUCGCUCUCGAUAAAUAGAGGAGCCAGUCUCGCAUCCGAUCCACCAGUUGAGCACUGCAUCCAUUGGAAGAGCUCGGGACCUUACUAAGUGGCCAGCGAUGGCGUGCACUUUUAACCACGGAUCCCACGACCACCCACUGGAAAUAAUGGGAACAAUGGAGAUCAACGUGCGGGAAGCAAAGUGCCGUGCAUGCGGCCUCUCCUUCAGACCGGGGGACGACCUUUUCGGUUGCCGCAACUGCGGUUUCUUCCUCCACCGCCCCUGCGGCCUUAUGCCGCCGUCGCUUGCGCACCCUUUCCACCAGAAGCACCAGCUCCAGCUUCGUUAUAGACCCGCCUACAAUGACGGCAUUUUCUAUUGCGACAUAUGCGGUAAGCGUGACACAGGGUUCAAUUACCGCUGUCAGACUUGCAAUUUCGACGCCCAUCUGCCAUGCGUUAACCUGCCUCUGAGGGCACAAAAACCAAACCACCGAAAGCACCAACUUAAGCUGCUGUUCCGCGCACCUGCAGGCACCUCCUGUCGCGUUUGCCGCAGGGAGAUCCGGCAUUGCUGCUACAGCUGCAGCGAUUGCUUUUCCAGCAUUUUUGUACAUGUAGGAUGCUCCAACACGCCUCGGGACGGAGGAAACACAGAAGACAUACUACAACUAGUAAGUCGGUCUCCCUCUGUGUCUAUUUAUAUAUACAUAUAUAUAUAUAUAAAGGCUGGCUCAAGCCUGGGUUGUGAGCAGUUGGACCAAGCCCAAGCCAGACUUGCUAUUGAGUCGGGCCCAGCCCGAUGCCCUGCUCGAUCCACUUGGAUUGAGCUUGAUUCAUCCAUUUAAUUGAAUUUAUUUUUUUAAUUCAAUAACCGAAUAUUAGACAUAAUGACACGAUAUUGCUUGAAACACCUACUGUUAAUAUUCUCCUUGUCAAAUAUCUUCUCAGCUGCGUGUUGUGACUAAGGUAUUCCGAAUCGCAUUCCGAAUUGGUCAAUUUUUUGGUGGAAAUUUUGCUUAUGAUUAUGAUUAGACAUAGACGCGGGUGGGUGGUCCGGCGACUUCGGCAACCUCUUCCAACCGCCGCCUGGCCUUGACGGUUAUGUUGGUAGUGCCUUAAGGGCAGAGGCUAGAUGUUUGGCUUUCGAGCAUACGAAAAGGAUGGGCGAGGGCGGGUGCCUCAGCCUCACCGACCUUGUUUCCUCAACUGGUGCCGCUGUAAUAAAAGAAGCUAUAGUGUGCCGUGCCGUUUUAUUUCGAAUAAGUUUGCCAUCUGAUGUCUACUUGUUCGUGUGUGUAGUUUUGCUUCCAUUCUGCGAGGUGCUGUAACGUAUCUGGAUUUGAUGCAAUUUGCUUUUGUUAUAAAUGCUCAAUCCGAGUGAGUUAAGUACUGGACAUAUCUUUGAUACAACAUGUUUUUACAGACUUUUUUGUUAGAAAAAAAAUUCUAUUCAGAAAAAGAUGUCUUCCUAUA